AUGUCUUCUGCCAACAAGCCAUUAAAACACUUAGAUACUGCAAGUGAUAUUGUGAGCGCUGUGAUUUUGACCAUGAAUGCCGUGCACCCGCGCCCUUGUGUCUGCGCUCUGUGUGUUGGCACCCAGUUCGCCAGCUUCGGGCAAGUGGAUUUCAAGAGGCCUCAUUACAUGGAAGUGCUAGAAAUGCGAGCCAAAAACCCAGAGCCCCCUCCUCAUAAGUUUAAGACCAAUGUAUUACCCAUUCAACAGAGUGACUCACCAAGUCAUUGUCAGAGGGGUGAAUCUCCUGCUUCCUCAGAAGAGCAGCGAUGCAGGGCUAGGCAGCAUCUUGAUGACAUCACAGCAGCGCGCCUCCUUCCGCUCCAUCACCUACCUGCACAGCUGCUCUCCAUAGAAGAGUCACUGGCCCUGCAGAAAGAACAGAAGCAGAAUUAUGAGGAGAUGCAGGCAAAGCUCGCAGCACAGAAACUAGCUGAGAGACUGAAUAUUAAAAUGCAGAGCUACAAUCCAGAAGGGGAGUCUUCACGGAGAUACCGAGAAGUGAGGGAUGAAGAUGAUGCCCAGUCCUCGGAUGAAUUCUGAAGAUGAGCACCGGGCGAACUCUGAACCUGACUGUUGAGCCGCCAUUGCCUCAUAGCAAACUUCCUAACAAGUAUCAAGAUCAGUGUCAGACCUUGUUGAGGGAUAACAGUUUUUAAAGUUACACAAAGGUAGCUACAAAUAAGAACCCAGCUUGUCUUUCCGAAGAUGAUCUUCAUGUGCUUGAACAGUUUCAUAUUUGACAUUGUGUUUGACCGUAUUGUAUUACAGUUUUGCAGUAUGUUGUGCAUUGGUCUGAUACUUUAGUAUGAGUAGAGCACACUUUUCUUUAAGAUAGCUGCUUUCUCCUUAUUCUUACUCUUAUCAAAUAGCAUUGCUUAUAUCCCUUCUGGUGAAAUACUUAGUUUUCCCAGGCACCUAAAAUCAGUUAGGAAGACCUGGUUCCCUUUCUGGAGAAAUGAAGGGAGCAAUCUAGAGAAUGGUACGCAUGCUUUCAUGGAGUUCCUGAGAUGCUGGUGUGAAAUACUGUGGAAGACACUCAGAUUUUACAACAAUGUUUAUUUGCUGCUCCUGUCUUCUUUUGGGGUGACCGCUAUCUUCCUGUGAUGAAGAUGGAGCACCUUGAGGAGGUGCUGGAUGGGGAGGGUCUUCUGAGCUGGUGUGAGGAGCUGCUCUUGGCUUCCCCUGGCUCCUUGCUGUCUUUGAUAAUAGGUCCAUGUACAGGGCGCUCAUGUUUGGUCAGGAAACGUGUUUUUCUGAGAGUUGCGGUUGAAUUGUCGUAUAUUGCUUUUUUCCUUUUUAAACCCAAAGAGGUGUUUAUAGGCUGCAGAAACCUCAGUCUCUUGUAUGUACACAUUUGUGUUGUUUAGAAUGAUCAUAUGAUCAUCUCCAGCAAAGAUAACAAUAUGUUAUCAAAAAACCUUUGUCUAUUAUGUGGAACCUGUAAAGGAGAAAUAAAAUACCAAUCAGAGCAAC
Molecule: messenger RNA, 1515 nt
Organism: Alexandromys fortis (reed vole)
Lineage: Eukaryota; Metazoa; Chordata; Mammalia; Rodentia; Cricetidae
Product: DNA-directed RNA polymerase II subunit GRINL1A-like
Exons: 2
Coding region: 1-582 (193 amino acids)
Biological process (GO): maintenance of ER location; intracellular signal transduction; transcription elongation by RNA polymerase II
Cellular component (GO): nucleus; I band; RNA polymerase II, holoenzyme
Molecular function (GO): transcription elongation factor activity
Source: RefSeq, a predicted model, not a curated record